Molecule: messenger RNA, 627 nt
Organism: Alosa sapidissima (American shad)
Lineage: Eukaryota; Metazoa; Chordata; Actinopteri; Clupeiformes; Clupeidae
Gene: aanat2
Product: arylalkylamine N-acetyltransferase 2
Exons: 3
Coding region: 1-627 (208 amino acids)
Biological process (GO): response to light stimulus; circadian rhythm
Cellular component (GO): cytoplasm
Molecular function (GO): aralkylamine N-acetyltransferase activity
Source: RefSeq, a predicted model, not a curated record
AUGGCUCCGAAAGUCUGUAGCUCACCCUUCCUCAAGCCGUUCUUCCUGAAGACGCCCAUCGGUGUGUCCAGCCCCAGACGGCAGCGACGGCACACACUACCUGCCAGCGAGUUCCGCAACCUGACCCCUCAAGAUGCCAUCAGUGUGUUUGAGAUUGAGAGAGAAGCGUUUGUGUCUGUGUCCGGCGAGUGUCCACUCACUCUGGACGAGGUGCUCGUAUUCCUUAGCCAGUGUCCGGAGCUCUCGCUCGGCUGGUUCGAGGAGGGACAGCUCGUGGCCUUCAUCAUCGGUUCAGGCUGGGGCAAGGAGAAGCUCGCUCAGGAGGCCAUGACCACUCAUGUCCCCGAUAGUCCGACCGUCCACAUCCACGUGCUGUCCGUGCACCGCCACUGCCGGCAGCAGGGCAAGGGCUCCGUGCUGCUGUGGCGCUACCUGCAGUACCUCCGCUGUCUGCCUGGCCUGCACCGGGCACUGCUCAUCUGCGAGGAGUUCCUGGUGCCCUUCUACCUCAAGGCCGGCUUCAAGGACAAGGGCACGUCGGCCAUCGCUGUUGGGACCCUCUCCUUCCGCGAGAUGGAGUACCAGCUGAGAGGCCUGGCCUACGCGCGGCGGAACAGCGGCUGCUGA